Debaryomyces tyrocola is the source of this 246-nucleotide messenger RNA. The record is from the annotation of a GenBank genome assembly. Lineage: Eukaryota; Fungi; Ascomycota; Pichiomycetes; Serinales; Debaryomycetaceae.
AUGACAAAUAUAUGUAUACGAUCUGCGCUGAAUGAUUCAAGACUCACUUCAGAGUGCACAAUUCCUCAAACCUCGGCGGUUCUGCAGACAAUAGUUUUUAGGACCGCCGGACCACACCCAACGCGGACCCUCACUCCGUGGAAUAAGAAUGCGUGGAAGACAAUUGACGAGGAUGACCGUGCUCGUGAUGAAGAAUAUGAUCACAAAAAUGGCCGACGGAAUAAAGUGGAAAUGAACGCAAACUGA